Messenger RNA from Trichechus manatus latirostris (Florida manatee), 1733 nucleotides. RefSeq names its product transcription factor AP-2 beta (gene TFAP2B). NCBI's taxonomy places the organism in Eukaryota, Metazoa, Chordata, Mammalia, Sirenia, Trichechidae. The record is from RefSeq and is a predicted model, not a curated record. Gene Ontology annotation, biological process: anatomical structure development; regulation of transcription by RNA polymerase II; regulation of cell population proliferation. Gene Ontology annotation, cellular component: nucleus. Gene Ontology annotation, molecular function: RNA polymerase II transcription regulatory region sequence-specific DNA binding; DNA-binding transcription factor activity, RNA polymerase II-specific. The transcript is spliced from 7 exons. Bases 1 to 1383 code for a protein of 460 amino acids.
AUGCACUCACCUCCUAGAGACCAGGCUGCCAUCAUGCUCUGGAAGCUCGUGGAGAAUGUCAAGUACGAAGAUAUCUAUGAGGACCGGCACGAUGGCGUCCCGAGCCACAGCUCGCGGCUCUCCCAGCUGGGCUCGGUGUCCCAGGGACCCUACUCGAGCGCCCCACCGCUGUCCCACACGCCGUCUUCGGACUUCCAGCCGCCCUACUUCCCGCCCCCCUACCAGCCGCUCCCUUACCACCAGAGCCAGGACCCUUACUCCCACGUCAACGACCCCUACUCCCUGAACCCACUGCACCAGCCCCAGCAGCACCCCUGGGGGCAACGGCAGCGGCAAGAAGUGGGCUCGGAAGCCGGUUCUCUCCUGCCCCAACCUCGGGCCGCCCUGCCCCAGCUCUCAGGCCUCGACCCCCGGAGGGACUACCACUCGGUCCGCCGGCCGGACGUGCUGCUGCAUUCCGCGCACCACGGCCUGGACGCGGGCAUGGGGGACAGCCUCUCGCUGCACGGCCUCGGCCACCCCGGCAUGGAAGACGUUCAGUCAGUUGAAGAUGCCAAUAACAGCGGCAUGAAUCUAUUGGACCAGUCUGUCAUUAAGAAAGUUCCGGUUCCUCCCAAAUCUGUGACUUCUCUGAUGAUGAAUAAAGACGGCUUCCUCGGAGGGAUGUCGGUCAACACUGGAGAGGUGUUUUGCUCAGUCCCAGGCCGCUUGUCUCUGCUUAGUUCAACUUCAAAGUACAAAGUAACUGUGGGGGAAGUUCAGAGACGGCUUUCGCCCCCCGAAUGCCUCAAUGCGUCUCUCCUCGGCGGCGUCCUCAGAAGAGCCAAAUCGAAAAAUGGGGGGAGAUCUUUGCGAGAAAGGCUAGAAAAAAUCGGUUUGAAUUUACCCGCGGGCAGGCGCAAAGCGGCAAAUGUCACGUUACUCACAUCCCUGGUGGAAGGAGAAGCUGUUCACUUAGCUCGGGAUUUUGGGUACAUUUGCGAAACGGAGUUUCCCGCCAAAGCUGUUUCCGAGUAUUUAAACCGGCAGCACACGGACCCCAGCGACCUGCACUCUCGAAAGAAUAUGCUGCUGGCCACCAAGCAACUUUGUAAAGAAUUUACGGAUCUGCUGGCGCAGGACCGGACACCGAUCGGGAACAGCCGGCCCAGUCCUAUCCUGGAGCCGGGGAUCCAGAGCUGCCUCACGCACUUCAGCCUCAUCACGCACGGCUUCGGCGCCCCUGCCAUUUGCGCCGCGCUCACUGCCCUGCAGAACUAUCUCACCGAGGCGCUCAAAGGCAUGGACAAGAUGUUCUUGAACAACACCACCACUAACAGGCACACGUCUGGGGAAGGCCCAGGUAGUAAAACUGGCGACAAGGAGGAGAAACACAGGAAAUGAAAAAAUUUAAAAAAAAAAAACAAAAAAAAAUGAGAAGGAAAAAAAGUUUUAAAUAUAAAAGGAAACAAAAAAAAUUAAUUUUAGCUUUAAAAUAUUGGAUUGGCUUUGGAAGAAUUAUGUUAGGUAGAAUACACAUACAAUCAAAAUUUAAAAAAAGAAAGAAAGCUAAAUAACAUUAAAAAAACAAACUGAGGCGUACAACGGAGCAACAAUAUUGGUUCUCAGUGUCUAUUUCAAGAUACAUUUGGAGACAACCGCCAGGAUUUUCCACUUCGGUUCUUUCGAGCUUAGUCAUACUGAUAAUAAAAGAAAAUCAUGGUUCCCCCUCUUUGGAAAAUAAACAUAAGACU